Molecule: messenger RNA, 3042 nt
Organism: Myotis daubentonii (Daubenton's bat)
Lineage: Eukaryota; Metazoa; Chordata; Mammalia; Chiroptera; Vespertilionidae
Gene: CHRNA3
Product: cholinergic receptor nicotinic alpha 3 subunit
Biological process (GO): monoatomic ion transmembrane transport
Cellular component (GO): postsynaptic membrane
Molecular function (GO): transmembrane signaling receptor activity; acetylcholine-gated monoatomic cation-selective channel activity
Source: RefSeq, a predicted model, not a curated record
CCCGGGGCGCCGCGGGCGGGGCGGGCAGGAGGCUGGGAACCACCCGAGCCCCGCGCUCCCCGCCCCCUUUGUCUCCGAGCGGCCGGCGCGCGGGGAGCCCCACGGGCCUCGGCUGCCUCCUCCCCCCCGAAUCCGCUCCCGGUCGCUUGCUCCGGGUCUCCGGGCAGCCGGACGCAUGGCCAUGGGCGCUCCCUCGCGCGGGGCGCACCCACUUGUGCUGCUGCUGCUGCUGCUGCUCCCGGGGGCCCGCGGCUCGGAGGCCGAGCACCGCCUGUUCGAGCGGCUGUUCCAGGACUACAACGAGAUCAUCCGGCCCGUGGCCAACGUGUCCGACGCCGUCAUCAUCCAGUUCGAGGUGUCCAUGUCCCAGCUGGUGAAGGUGGAUGAGGUCAACCAGAUCAUGGAGACCAACCUGUGGCUCAAGCAGAUCUGGAACGACUACAAGCUGAAGUGGGACCCCGCGGACUACGACGGGGCGGAGUUCCUGCGCGUCCCCGCCCAGAAGAUCUGGAAGCCGGACAUCGUGCUCUACAACAACGCCAUGGGGGACUUCCAGGUGGACGACAAGACCAAAGCCCUGGUCAAGCACACGGGCGAGGUGACCUGGAUCCCCCCGGCCAUCUUCAAGAGCUCCUGCAAGAUCGACGUCACCUACUUCCCCUUCGACUACCAGAACUGCUCCAUGAAGUUCGGCUCCUGGUCCUACGACAAGGCCAAGAUCGAGCUGGUCCUGGUCGGCUCCUCCAUGAACCUCAAGGACUACUGGGAGAGCGGCGAGUGGGCCAUCAUCCGCGCCCCGGGCUACAAGCACGACAUCAAGUACAACUGCUGCGAGGAGAUCUACCAGGACAUCACCUACUCGCUGUACAUCCGGCGGCUGCCCCUCUUCUACACCAUCAACCUCAUCAUCCCCUGCCUGCUCAUCUCCUUCCUCACCGUGCUCGUCUUCUACCUGCCCUCCGACUGCGGCGAGAAGGUGACGCUCUGCAUCUCCGUGCUGCUCUCCCUCACCGUCUUCCUGCUGGUCAUCACCGAGACCAUCCCGUCCACCUCGCUGGUCAUCCCGCUCAUCGGCGAGUACCUGCUGUUCACCAUGAUCUUCGUCACGCUCUCCAUCGUCAUCACGGUCUUCGUGCUCAACGUGCACUACCGGACGCCCACCACGCACACCAUGCCCGCCUGGGUGAAGACCGUGUUCCUGCAGGCGCUGCCCCGGGUCAUGUUCAUGGCCAGGCCGGCGGGCGGUGAGGGCGGCGGCGGCGGCGCCAGCGCCGAGUUCGCCAACCUCAACUGCUUCCGCCGUCGCCCGGGGUCCAAGGACGGCAAGGAGGGCGGCCCCUGCCAGGAGGGGCCGUGCGGUGCCAGCCGCCACCACCGCUCGGUGAAGAUCUCCAACUUCACCGCCAACCUCACGCGGAGCUCCAGCACCGACUCCGUGGACGCCGUGCUCUCGCUGUCGGCCCUGUCGCCGGAAAUCAAGGAGGCCGUCCAGAGCGUCCGGUACAUCGCGGAGAAUAUGAAGGCGCAGAAUGAGGCCAGAGAGAUUCAAGACGACUGGAAGUAUGUGGCCAUGGUGAUCGACCGCAUUUUCCUGUGGGUUUUCAUCCUGGUGUGCAUCCUGGGGACAGCCGGGCUGUUCCUGCAGCCGCUGAUGGCCCGGGACGACCCCUGAUGGCCCGGACGACCCCUGGGCGCCGACCUGUGCACCUGCCUGAGGGGUACUGGGUGUGGGGGGGGGGAAGGCGGGGAGCUGGGGAGAAGCCCUUUUUUUUGUGAUAAAACACCCUUAGCAUACAAUUUACCAUCGUAACCUUUUCACAUGCACAGCUCAGUGGUAUCCAAUGGUCACACUGCUAUGCAAUCGUCAUCACCAUCGAGCCCCAUAACCCUUUCCAUCCUGUGACCCUGAAACCACAUAUACGUCCCAUUAAACAGUGACUGCCUUCCCCCCACCCCCGGCCCCUGCCAACCACCAUUCUACUUCCUUUCUUUCUUUUUGACCCAAAAUGUUAAGGUUUUAUUUACAAAGCCUUCCUUGCUGCACAGAAAGGAACAAUGCUAUUCCAGUCUUGGUGCAACUGGUAGCCACAGCCGGCGGACUCACCCGUCACAGCGAUCCACGCGACAGCAAGAGUCUUACGGGGAAACCUAACCACGCUGAUGAUUUGUCGGGGUGCAGUCCCGAGCUCGGGAGUGAGUUUCCAAAAGGGCCUAAAUGGGCAGAGGUGGGAUGUCACAGGAGCUACUCUCUGGCCCUUGGGUGGGUGGGUGCGUGUCCUGGGGUUUGUAUCACAGCUACCUUAAAAAAAAGAGAAAGGAAGAAACAGCUACGAAAUCCAUACGAGCAGCCCAGCCAAUCCUGAAGUUUUUUUCUUUUCUUUCUUUUAAAUAUAUUUUUAUUGAAUUCAGAGAGGAAGAGAGAGAGGGAGAGAGAGAGAGAAACAUCAGUGAUGACUAGGUUACCUCCCAGAGUCCUUGCAACCCCCAGAUUGUAACUGGAAUGAAAGAGAUAAAACUGAAACAGUACGUGGGUGUAAAAUGUGGGAUGUGCUCACACAGAAUCAGAACGCUGCCUUCCGUUUCAGAAGAUGGUUUUCUCACAGAACAAUUCAGGAGUACCCACCGACAUGCUUUUCAAAAUGGGAUUCGCUUCAUCGUCACAGACGCAUCUAAGGUCAAGGGUAAAGAGAUGAGGCCCAGGGGUUGAGCGGCGACCUAGGAACCAGGAGGUCAGGGUUCGAUUCCCGGUCAGGGCACAGGCCCGGGUUGCAGGCUCCAUCCCCAGUGGGGGGCGUGCAGGAAGCAGCCGGUCCAUGAUUCUCUCUCAUCCUGGAUGUUUCUAUCUCUCCCUCUCCUUUCCUCUCUCUGAAAUCAAUAAAAACAUAAUUAAAAAAAGAUAAAGAGAUGUUACUACAAUUUAUAUAGAAGAUGGUUCUACUGGUGGUGGAACACGUGGCCAAGGGGACUGAAAUGAAUAGGAGUUGUCUUGUAUGAUUUCACAGUGGAAGGUAAAAUCCUUUAAAAUAAAGAGCUAAUAUGCUA